Aptenodytes forsteri (emperor penguin) is the source of this 2706-nucleotide messenger RNA. Its product is annotated as pancreatic alpha-amylase. Gene Ontology annotation, molecular function: cation binding; alpha-amylase activity. The transcript has 11 exons. Bases 615 to 2153 code for a protein of 512 amino acids. Lineage: Eukaryota; Metazoa; Chordata; Aves; Sphenisciformes; Spheniscidae. The record is from RefSeq and is a predicted model, not a curated record. Gene Ontology annotation, biological process: carbohydrate metabolic process.
AGCGGCCGAGUUUCUUCCGCAGGCUUUGACCCAGCAGAAGACGAGCUGACCCGAGCUCUCAGGUCGUCCGGGGCAGCGAUAGCGUUCUUCAGAAACGCGUUCUUUGAACUGCCGUCGGUCGCGCGCUCUUUCCUUCCGUAGAGGGAUACAGGCCUCUUUCAAAAGCAUUUUGAAGCGACAGCCUCCGGAGUGCGUUGGGGAUUUCAACGUCUCCGUUCUCUUACCAUCGCUUGUACGGAAGCCGGAGCGGCCGUAAACCUGUUUCAAAGGAAUGAAAAACUACGUUCAGUCGCCUCUUCAAGCACUAGGCCUUGGAGCUGGUUGGGUCAAAAUACAUUAUUCUUACUGCUUUGUGUAGUUUACUGCUUUGUGCGCUUACCGCUGUAAGUAAGAAUUGUCAGUCUGAUAAAUGGCUUCUCUCACCAGAGAAGCUCGAAGUUUCUUAGCUCGUUUUCUGUUAAUGUAUGUCCUUCCUGUCGGGGCAAAGAACCAUUCUUUCAUGGAAAUGGAAGCACGCAGAACAACUUCUUACGGCUGAAAUCUAUCUGUAUGCUGAAGAUCUUCAAGAACAUAAAUAGGCAGUAAGAAGAGCGCAACUGAUCCCAGAGCACAGGAUGGGUAUCUCUUUUCUUCUGUUAAUCGUAGGGUUUUGCUGGGCGCAGUACAACCCUCAUACUCUCUCUGGGAGGACGUCUAUUGUGCAUCUCUUUGAAUGGCGCUGGGCCGAUAUUGCUCUGGAGUGUGAACGCUAUUUAGCUCCUAACGGAUUUGGAGGAGUUCAGAUUUCACCUCCAAAUGAAAAUGUUAUCAUUACUGACCCCUGGCAACCGUGGUGGGAGAGAUACCAGCCCGUCAGCUACAAGCUGUGCACACGAUCCGGGAAUGAAACUGAAUUUAGAGAUAUGGUGACCAGGUGCAACAAUGUUGGAGUACAUAUUUAUGUGGAUGCAGUAAUCAACCAUAUGUGCGGAGCUAAUGCUGGUGCUGGCAACCAUGCUACUUGUGGAAGCUAUUUCAAUGCAAAGACUGAAGAUUUUCCUGCUGUGCCAUAUUCUGGCUGGGACUUUAAUGAUGGUAAAUGUAAAUCUAGAAGUGGAGACAUUGAGAAUUAUCAUGAUAUAUCUCAGGUGCGAGACUGCCGCUUGGUUAGCCUUCUUGAUCUGGCCCUGGAGAAGGACUACGUACGCUCAAAAGUUGCUGAGUACAUGAACUACCUCAUUGAUAUUGGCGUAGCAGGCUUCCGGAUUGAUGCUGCCAAGCAUAUGUGGCCUGGGGAUCUGAAGGCGAUUUUAGACAAGCUGAAAGAUCUAAAUACUAAAUGGUUUUCUGCAGGAGCUAAACCUUUCAUUUACCAGGAGGUAAUUGACUUGGGCGGCGAGCCGAUCAAAGGCAGUGACUACUUUGGAAAUGGCCGAGUGACGGAAUUCAAAUACGGUGCAAAACUGGGGACAGUGAUCCGCAAGUGGAACGGAGAAAAGAUGGCCUACUUAAAGAACUGGGGAGAAGGCUGGGGCUUUGUGCCUUCCGACAGAGCCCUGGUCUUUGUGGAUAAUCACGACAACCAGCGGGGUCACGGGGCCGGCGGAGCUUCCAUUCUAACCUUCUGGGACCCCAGGCUUUAUAAAAUGGCAGUUGGUUUCAUGCUUGCUCAUCCGUAUGGGUUCACGCGUGUGAUGUCAAGUUUUCGCUGGCCAAGGUCUUUUGUAAAUGGACGGGACGUCAACGACUGGAUCGGACCACCGAGUAACUCGGAUGGGUCAACAAAGCCUGUUACAAUCAAUGCAGACUCUACCUGUGGCGACGGCUGGGUUUGUGAACAUCGCUGGCGUCAAAUAAAGAACAUGGUUAUCUUCCGUAAUGUGGUGGACGGUCAGCCUUUCUCCAGCUGGUGGGACAACGGCAGCAAUCAAGUAGCUUUUGGCCGUGGUAAUAAAGGCUUCAUCGUUUUUAAUAAUGAUGACUGGUCUUUGAAUGUAACUCUGCAGACUGGUCUGCCUGCUGGCACUUACUGCGAUGUCAUUUCUGGGCAAAAGAAAGAUGACUACUGUACCGCAGUUGAAGUUCAUGUUGCUGCUGAUGGCGUGGCUAAUUUCCUGAUUAGUAACGAGGAUGAAGACCCAUUCAUUGCAAUUCAUGUUGACGCCAAAUUGUAACCAGAUCUGUGGUGCACGUGUUGUUUCUUCUCUUCUGUAUUUUUGCUAACAGUGUACAAGGUGGUCUGAUUCUCUUGGCUCUCCGGCACCGAAUGAACCGUGAUAGAGCAAAGUCCAUUAGUUUAUAUUAAUGAAAUAGUGAGUAGCUGCUAUAUAGAGACAGGAGCUAGUGGUGCUAGCGCAGAUCCGGAAGAGGCAGUAUACGCCCGCUUGCCUUUGUAAUUGCACUUUAUUCAGUUAAAGUACUAAUAAAAAAUGAAAGGAGACAAUUGAAAUGACUUAAUUUUAAAUUGUGCUGCUCUGUGCAUAAGUGGAAAUGUAGUUCUCUUUAUGGGGAAGCUGGACUAGGAAUUAACAGCACGUCUGAAACUCAAGAGAAGACACCUUUGGGCUGAAACAUGGCGCAAUUCAAGUUGAUGCCACGUUAUAACUCAGUUGAAAAUGCGUUUCUUCCAUUGGUCCGUGCAUUAUUGUUUCCCCCACAUGCGAUUCCCUGGUAUUCGAGCGUGAGUGAUCCUCUGUGUCUAGUGAAUAAUAAAUGGCAAUCAAAUUG